Molecule: messenger RNA, 4434 nt
Organism: Oncorhynchus masou masou (cherry salmon)
Lineage: Eukaryota; Metazoa; Chordata; Actinopteri; Salmoniformes; Salmonidae
Gene: slc25a1b
Product: slc25a1 solute carrier family 25 member 1b
Exons: 9
Coding region: 263-1216 (317 amino acids)
Biological process (GO): mitochondrial citrate transmembrane transport
Cellular component (GO): mitochondrion
Molecular function (GO): citrate secondary active transmembrane transporter activity
Source: RefSeq, a predicted model, not a curated record
CCGCCCUGUGAACACUUGCAAUGCACGAGUGAACUUCAACUGUCAAAAGUGGAGGACACAUUAGCUUUUGAGCUGUGCGGUUUUCAAUUAUCAUCAUCGCCUUUGUAAGUGAUCGCACAUCAAUACGCUGUAGGUGUGAUCGAGGCGCAAUUUGUACACAAAGCGCCGGAGUGCACGGAGGCUGACGAUCGGGAGGGAUAAAGAGUGUCGUCCUAGAAGUGAACAAGUUCUUGGUUGUUUUGGGGGGCCGAUUGUUGCCAAUAUGUCCAGGAAUCCCACAUUUGUGAGUCCAUUCCACAGACCCCACUGUUUGGCCGCUGCCGCCCAGGCAGGAAAAGCCAAACUCACCCACCCUGGCAAAGCCAUUCUAGCAGGUGGUAUUGCUGGAGGAAUAGAGAUCUGUAUUACAUUCCCUACAGAGUAUGUGAAGACUCAGCUGCAGUUGGAUGAGAAGGCCAACCCUCCCAGAUAUAAAGGCAUCGUUGACUGUGUGAAGCAGACGGUAGACGGUCAUGGGGUGAGAGGUCUAUACAGAGGGCUCAGCUCACUGCUCUAUGGCUCCAUACCCAAAGCAGCUGUCAGGUUUGGUGUGUUUGAGUUCCUCAGUAAUAAGAUGCGUGAUGAGAGUGGGAAACUGGACAGUACCCGGGGUCUUCUCUGUGGGCUGGGGGCUGGAGUGGCUGAGGCUGUGGUGGUGGUCUGCCCCAUGGAGACGGUCAAGGUAAAGUUUAUCCAUGACCAAUCGUCAGCCAACCCAAAGUACCGGGGAUUCUUCCAUGGAGUCAGGGAGAUCGUCAGAACAGAAGGCCUGAGGGGGACGUACCAGGGUCUGACAGCCACGGUACUGAAACAGGGAUCCAACCAGGCCAUCCGCUUCUACGUCAUGACAUCUCUAAGGAACUGGUACAAAGGUGAAGAUCCUAACAAGGCCAUUAACCCUCUGGUCACGGGAGCAUUCGGAGCCUUCGCUGGAGCUGUCAGUGUGUUUGGAAACACUCCUCUGGAUGUCAUCAAAACCAGGAUGCAGGGUCUGGAGGCUCACAAGUACAAAAGCACCCUGGACUGUGCCGUCAAGAUCAUGAAGCAUGAGGGCCCUAAAGCGUUCUAUAAGGGUACAGUCCCCAGGCUGGGCAGGGUGUGUAUGGACGUAGCCAUUGUCUUCAUAAUCUACGAGGAGGUGGUGAAGGUCCUUAACAAAGUCUGGAAGACGGACUGAGAUCACGUUUCCGUGACAACCAGCAGAGUGGAGAACCCUCGGGCAGGGCGGGGCAAUGGCCUGAUUCCAAACCCAAUCCCUCUGCCCUAUCCUUAGGUUAUCCAUGACUUGCUACCUCCUUACAGAUCUGAUAUGGCUCGUUAUAUUUCAUUACAAAAAAGUUGGUCUCUGUCCCCUGCCAUUGUUUGCUUUAGUCAGUUGGAAUGAAAUGCAGCCAUGAUAAGUGUAAACAAUCUGGGGAUGAGUGCACUUCGCCUAUGAUCCUAUUGGGGAUACUACUAUCAUAUUGUUUAUACCUACAUCCUCUGUUCUUCUUUAUAUCCACAGUGGGGAGUGAGCAAGGGCACAUGGGUAGGGUGAGGGAUUUGGCCUAUAUGACUGGAAUAAUGGGAACAUUGUAUCAUUCCAAAGCAGUGUCUUAGACCGACAGUGCUUCAGUUCACUAAUUGCUAUUAUUAACAUCUUAUGUUGUACAUUAAUCAAAGAUGAAACAAUACUUAUAGCUAAAAACCCAAUAUAAUGUGAUGUAAAUCAAAGGAAAAAAACUUGAAAUGAGAGAGGAGGAGGAUCAAAGGCUUUUAACUCCAAAGACCAUGUUGUAUAUUUAACACGAUGGUGUGACCCAGUGAAAUGGGUCUGGUAGAGAUGUGGAGGCCGUCGUUCAUACACAUGAUUUCACUACAACAGACAUGCCUGUUCACGUGUCACAUGGGUGUUGUUUUUCAGGUUUAAUGCGGGUCUGAAAUUCAUCCGCUUUACAUACCUGAGUGCAAUUGCAACACAAUGCCUUAUAUGUCAUAAUAUUCAGAGAUAUCUUUAUGGUAGAGCGCUACUAUAUGUACAGUGCCUUAAAAGUAUUUGCCCCCUUUCUGAGUUUCUCUAUUUUUGCAUAUAUUUUUUUAAUACUGAAUGUUAUCAGAUCUUCAAUCAAAAGGGAACCUGAGUUUACAAAUAACAAAAAAUAUGUACUUAUUUUAUUUAUUUAACAUUUUGCUUACUGGGACUUCUAAUUUUGAGAGGGGCAGCAUUUUUUGGUCUCGCCUAGGGUGGCAGAACAGCAUGGACUGGCCCUGCUUCCAAGAGUCUUGAUGAUAAUCCAGGUGCUUCCAAGAGUCUUGAUGAUAAUCCAGGUGCUUCCAAGAGUCUUGAUGAUAAUCCAGGUGCUUCCAAGAGUCUUGAUGAUAAUCCAGGUGCUUCCAAGAGUCUUGAUGAUCAUCCAGGUGCUUCCAGGUUCUUUAUGGCAAACUUGUCAACUUUUUGGAGGUCAUGUGUCUGUAUAUGCCUAGCAAAAACCAAACCAGGCACUCCACAGUAAGAACCUUACACCAACGGUCAAACAUAGGAGUCUAGGUGUCAUUUAGAUGUUGGCCACAAGAGGCAACAGGGGUUCAAACUGUAGAACCCAGUUCCAACAUUUUUAAUAUAAAAAUUGAUUUUAUCAAACAAAACUAUGCUACAUUUUAUCUCUUGGACCUUCAGUAUGACAAAUCAGAGCAAGAUUACUGAAUGUAAGUACAUUUAUUUACCUUCAGAGGUGAAUGUAUCAAACCAGUUGCUGUGAUAAGUAUUUUGUUGUUGUGCACUCAAUAAAUAGCAUGCUAUUUUUUGUAUUUUUGUUUUACUGUAAUAGCUACUGUAAAUUGGACACUGCAGUUAGAUUAACAAUAAUUUAACUUUUCUGCCCAUAUAAGACAUGUCUAUGUCCUGGAAAGUUGGCUGUUGUCAUUCUAGUCACAUUAGCUCACGUUAGCAACAACCGCCCCAGUUUAGGGACACUGAUCCCAUAGAGGUUAAAGCAGUUCUGCAUGGAAAUUCCUCCGCAGCGACGUGAGAGACUGAUCAAGAACUACAGGACAUGUUUGGUUGAAAUCAUUGCAGCUUAAGCUGGCACAACCAGUUAUUGAGUGUAAGGGGGCAAUUACUUUUUCACCUCCGCAGCGAUGUGAGAGACUGAUCAAGAACUACAGGACAUGUUUGGUUGAAAUCAUUGCAGCUUAAGCUGGCACAACCAGUUAUUGAGUGUAAGGGGGCAAUUACUUUUUCACAGAGGGGCAUUCAGUGUUGCAGCAUAAUUUUGUUCAUGAAAUAAGUAAGUGAUUGUUGUUAUUUGUUCACUCCGGUUCCCUUUAUCUUGUAUUAGGUUUUGGUUGAAGACCUGAUAACAUUCAGUAAAAUUAGAAAGGGAGCAAAUACUUUUUCACAGCACUGUAUGUAGUAGUAUAAUAUUAAUUGUUAAAAUAAGAACUCAGUUUUGAAUUACUAUUCAUUCUUAUUCUAUGGUUGUCAUAACCCUGUUUUGGCAUAGAAUUAAGAAUGAGAAUCCUAAUUAAAUAGUAUUUUUAAUAGGAUUUCUAUGUUUUUUGGUGUCUGUCGACUACAGAGAUGAACAUGUUGUACAGUAUACUCAGACAUUCUGCAGAAUGAACCAAAACUUUUCAAGUGAAUUACAUAAAAACUGACCAAGAUUGAGAUGGUGAGGGACUUUGCAGUUGUAAAUGUGAAACAUCAGAAAUAUAUUUACAUAAUGAUUGUUUGUGCUUGCAAAUGUAGUUUGAUGGUUUUAGAAAGCUGGUGUAACAUCUCUCGUGCUACUAAUGUCUAAAAUUGAAAUGAUUCAUGUUGCAUGUCUUAGCUGGGUCAGUUUUUCCUCACUGAGUUACAGUAUGAUACAAUAACACCUAAUCAUUGUUUUUAAAGUGUUAAUUUGAUAUAGACAGUAACACAUUGUAAUGAUGCCUUGCUGAGAUGUUUAUCAAAUCUACUGGUACUAGUUGACAGUAUAGCUUACCAGAUCAUCUUUGUAAUACAGCCUUGAGUAAUUCAAUGUGAUGAGAUAUUGCCUGGUAAUGUUACCUGACAGUUAUCGAGUAGGUAUAAAUGCCCUUAGAUUUACAAUUAGUUCACACAUAUUUUCUUAGUAGUGUUAGUGGAGGGGGUGGGGACACCAAUUUUUAUUUAAGAUGUCUUGAUGUAUCCUUUUCCAAAACCUAAUAGACAUUUUUAAUGAAACAAUACAUUUGCCACUGUCAUGGUCUGCCCAAUGUAAGAUGCAUCUAUUUUUUAUGCUCAAAGACAAGAUCUUAUGUAAGCAUAUUUUAUUGAAAGACCAUGCACAGCCAUUGCAGAUUGUAGUGCCUGAGAGACAUUUGUAACAUUUGCGUUUGGGAUUUUGAAUAUGCCAUGUGUGCAUUAAAGAGUGUAAAGGAUUGUAUACAAGA